Molecule: messenger RNA, 978 nt
Organism: Heterostelium album PN500
Lineage: Eukaryota; Evosea; Eumycetozoa; Acytosteliales; Acytosteliaceae
Exons: 4
Coding region: 1-978 (325 amino acids)
Source: RefSeq, a predicted model, not a curated record
AUGGAAUGUAUAAAUUUUUUAAAGACAACUCAGAUUCAACAUGCUAUUAAACCAAAGACGAUAAUCACUGUUGACACCACCACCUCACUCGAGGAGAUUCUGAGAGUGUUUGAUGAGAAUUCGAUUGUUGCUGCCCCAGUCUAUGAUAAUGAAACAAAUAAAGUGAUAGCUGUAAUAGAUAUGAUGGAUAUUGUUGAUUUUAUUAUAUCAUUUGUCGGAUUGGAGAUAGUUGAUAUUCAACAAAUAUUAAAAGUAGAACCAAGGAAAUUCUUUACUAUCUUGGAAAGUUGUGGUGGUCUAUUUUCUGAUAGUCCAGCAAUUAACAUACUGGCAAAUAGAAAGAAUAAAUUGAUGGUCAUAAGAGAGAGUGAUUCAUUCCUCAACGCAAUAGAGAGAAUGAGUGAAAAGCUAUCGAAACUUUUUAUUGUAGAUAGCAGAAUGACCAUUAUUAAUUUAAUUAGUGAAUCUGAUAUACUGGCAUUAAUUGCUCAAAAUAUACAUGUUUUAGGGGAUGUUAGAACUAAAACUAUAAAUCAAGUUGGUUUGUCAAGUUCAAAGAUAGUUUUAUAUCCUCAAGAAACUAGAGUAAUAAAUAUAUUACAAGAUAUUAUACAACAAAAAAUAACAGCAGUUCCUAUUAUCGACUCUAAUAAAAAAUUGUUUGCCAAUUUUUCGAUAUCAAACCUAAAAGGUUUGACAAAGAAGAACUUUUCAGAGUUGAUGUUACCAGUGGUUGAUUAUUUACAAUAUCAAAAUAUUAAAGAGAAGAAGAAUAAUCUUUCGUGUUUGAAGGAGAAGUCUUUCCAUCCACUAACAGUUUAUUCGUGGGAUACUGUUGAGAAUGCAAUCUACAAAAUGGUAUCUACAAAGGUGCAUCGUUUGUGGGUAGUCGAUAUCGAUUGUCAUCCAAUAUCUGUUGUGACAAUCGAUAGUAUACUGAAACUAAUGUCAAUGUCAAGAAUGGAUAUUAACCAAUAA